Messenger RNA from Cyprinus carpio (common carp), 1813 nucleotides. It is a transcript of the gene atg16l2, whose product is annotated as ATG16 autophagy related 16-like 2 (S. cerevisiae). The record is from RefSeq and is a predicted model, not a curated record. Gene Ontology annotation, cellular component: autophagosome membrane. NCBI's taxonomy places the organism in Eukaryota, Metazoa, Chordata, Actinopteri, Cypriniformes, Cyprinidae. Gene Ontology annotation, biological process: autophagosome assembly; negative stranded viral RNA replication. Bases 287 to 1813 code for a protein of 508 amino acids. The transcript has 16 exons. Gene Ontology annotation, molecular function: protein binding.
UGUGCUUUUCAUUCUAGCCAGUUUGUUUGCACGCUUGAGAAGCAUUGACAUGUUUUGUCAUGAUUACUCAUCAACGACAGCAGCAGGCGGCUCCCCUCGUGUGUUUACAGCCACUGCACUGACGCGCCGCGUCGCGUCGGGUCUCAGCCCACUUUCUGAUGCUUUCCUGUGCGCUUCAUAGGAAUGGAAAAACAAACGUAAAAGUUAAAUUCCCGAUGACGCGGCGUACAUCCAUGAACUAUGUCUAAGAAAGUAGAUUACUGUCACUGUAUUAAAACUGUUAUUUAUGAUCAUGGCGGCGUCGCAGCGCGCGAGAAACUCUGAACUUAAACAGAUCGAAACAUGGAAGCGUCACAUUAUCAGACAGCUGAAAUAUCGCAACAGGACCCAGACGAGCGUCUUCCAGGAUCUCAUAGAGUCGUAUCACAGUCUGCUGGAGAAGUCCAAGCAAAGAGCCCUCAUAACCAAAGGCAUUCUGGGAUCAGGGUCAAGGCCCUCGCUAUCUGAAGAUUCACUGACAUCUCUACAAACAACCACCGGUGAGCUUGCAUACCAGGUGGUGGAACUGCAGCAGAGAAUCCAGAUGAAGGAAGUGACACUGGAUGAACAACACACCAAGCUAUGUGAGGUCCAAAACCAUCUCAGUGUUUUGGCGUCAGAGCACAGCAUGCUUCAGGAACACGUGACAGAGGUACAGACUAGAAACCGACUUCUGAAACAAGAAUAUGAUUCUCUGCUGGAGCAGCACAAGAACAUGGAGAGGACGUACCGACAAGAGAAACUCCGCAGCUCAGAGAUCCUGGAGAACAUGAUCCUUCCAAAACAGCAGGCUGCUGUCCGCAUGAACCACCGCAAUGAGAAGAGAGUGAGAGCCAGAGAGGCCAGUCUUCACAAAGAGCUUCAGAUGGCUGCCAGUAAGAAUGUGAAUAUUAAUGAAGAGUCUGGAAAUGUGUCACCUCCCAUACCAUCAUCCCCUAAAAGUGACUCUUCACAGAGGUUGGAGAGAUCCCAUGGGCCACUUUUCAGGUCUGCUUCAGCUACAUCUCCCCGCAUCAUCAGCUCCAUCAGAGGACUUUUUGAGAGGAAGAUGAGAGGUAAAUCAGUUUGCAGAUCAGAGGAAGACCUCUAUAUACCAUUAGGAGUUUGUCUGGUUGCCAGAGUCCCAACCAAGGCAAUUUUUACAAUGGAUGCUCAUGAGCUGGGAAUUAAUGCUGUGAGGUUCAGUACUAGUUCAAACCUGCUGGCUACAGGAGGAACUGACAGAGUCAUCAAACUGUGGGGCAUUGAAGCAGGAACUCUUCAGAACAGAGGGACAUUAGAUGGAAGUAACGAGGGGAUCACCAGCAUUGAGUUCGACCCAACGGGCACUCGGAUUUUAGCUGCGUCAUAUGACAAGUCGGCUCUAUUCUGGAGGCUGGAGGACAGCGUUCCCAAGGUUACAUUGACGGGUCAUUCUCGUAAAGUGACAGCAGCCAGAUUUAAAUACAGUCAGAGGCAGGUGGUCACUGGUAGUGCGGACAGGACCGUGAAGAUAUGGGACCUCCAGCGAGCAGCGUGCAUACAAACCAUUGAGGUUUUGUCUUUCUGUAGUGAUGUUGUGUGCUCGGAGUACCUCAUCAUCAGCAGCCAUUAUGACAAAAAAAUUCGGUUUUGGGACAGCAGAAUUCUGCAUGCGGUCAGGGCAGGGACCUGCACACAGGAAGUGCCUCUUCAGGGCAGAGUGACGUCACUGGACCUCUGCCCCAACCACAGGCAGCUGCUCAGCUGCUCCCGGGAUGACAUCCUGCAGCUGGUUGGACCUGAGAAACAGUAA